GAAAUCGGACACCCACAAAAUCUUUUGUGUUGAAAAUGGCCCUCGACAGUGUGAAUCCCCCGUCGGAAAGUAUUUUAUCUGGAGAUGACCAAAGGUUUGAUGAUCGUUCCCUGUUAACAGCAGGGCGACAUGAGUUUUUAUUAGCGUAUUUGUAUUCCGACUGUUUUUAUAGGAUUAUUCAUAUUUAGUAUUAGGGGGAUUUUCGAGAUAGCGAAGGCAUUUGUUGGUGCACAAAGUUAAGGUAAUUUUAACGGUACUAGACAGCAUUGGUUAAAAGUGAAUUAAGCUCCAAGAUGGCGUCAGCCACAAUUUUGAUUUGUUUUAAUAUGCAUGUUUGGUUGUUAAUGUAUAUUUUAUUGCAUAAUUUUAAUGCGGUCAUACGUACCAAUUUUUUUCCAGGCUUUUUACAUCACUAAUCAAUGCUUCUGCCUUAUGGUGUAGGGUUUCUUAUUUUAUUCAAAUAUGUUUUCGAAUGUGUGAAUUUAUUAUAGCAUGACCUAACUAUUGAAUUAGGUUCACACGAUAUGGAAGCGCUGCGAACGUUUCGUUAACCUUGCGAUUGUGUUAGGUCGCCAUCUUGUGUAGUUUAGAACGGUUACGCAAUGUCAGAGCGCGCGUCAACGUCAUGGAACUCCCCAAGGCUUAUGUGAAUUAUUUUUAUCUCGGAAGGUGGAACAUGCAUGCACGUGCUAGGUAAUGUCUUUUUGAAGGUUGACCGAGUUGUCAUUGCUUCGUCGCAGAUAUUGAGCGGCAGUACCGAAUACGUAGUCGCCGUUUGGGAUAAUUGAUUUUUUCUCCCAACCAUGCCAGACGUUGGGUCCCGAUAACUAUUAUUCUGUUUGUUGGGUGGUGGCGGCGCGUGGCAUGCACGUCAUGGUACCGAUAAAGAGAAACCGUUGCAAGUAUCGACGCUAACCUACGGUGCGACUCGCCCGCCUCAUACAUCGCACUUGGAUAAGGCAAAUCAGUUUAUUUUAGAUCUAAUUACCUGGUUAUUUUAGGAAAUAUAAUUUUUUUUUGUUACACUUUGUAGAACGUAUUUAAUUACUUUACUUUAGUUACCGUAUGAAUAUUUUGGAAAGAAAAUUUUAUUAGCAGUUGAAACCAUAAAACUCGACUUUAUAUUAAUAAGGAAUCUGCAAACCAAAUGAUUGGUUUUAGUGAUCCCUCAUGAAUAAAAUACAUUACACCCUACAUAAUUAACUGGGACGACCAGGACGACACUAAUUGCAAGAUUUUCCAUCGCUUCAAUAUUGCACUAGAAUGGCUUUGGACCUGGAGGAUGGGGAGAUUGAAGACGGAGAAAUUGAGGAUGAUGAAGUGGCAGACACAGCUACCAAAGCGCCGGCACAGAAACCAGAUGCCGCUGUGAAGGCUGCCCCCGCGAGGCUGGAGCCACCGGUGAUAGACGCGUCGAUGACGCCGAGGACGCGGGAGCUGCCCUUGCCGAGGCGCCGGGAGCCCCUGCUGCCCGACCCCCCGGCGUGCAAGCGGCUGCGGCUGCCCCUCCCGCGCGGCGGCCGGCCCGUGGAGCUGGACGAGCCGGAGGACGACUGGGCGGGCAACGUGGAGAAGGCCAUCAGGGCGGCCAUGGAGAAGGAGAAGUCCCAGGUCAGGGCGGAGCCGCGGCCGGAGGCCCCCGACCCGGGCAGGGGCGCCGCCAAAGACGACGAGAUGGACGACAGGAAGGACAAGAAGAAGAAGAGGAAAAAGAAGUACAAAAGUGAUGAGGAGACAGACGUGAAGAAACAGAAGAAGACCCACAAGAAAGAUCAUGAGGAAGCAGGAAGGAGUGAUGACGUGGACAUGAAUGAGGGAGAUGAUGAGGAAAUGUUGUAUGUCAGAGGAGCGUCUCCCAUGAUGAAGGGCAGUGGGUCUCCUGCACAGGACUAUCAUGAGUACCAGUACCAUGAAAGAGGUGGGGGAUACGACGAGCCGUACGACUCGUACGGGGAGGAGGACUCGGAGGGCGAGGAGCGGCGGGACUUCUCCCCGCACAGGCGGCGCGAGGGCAGCCCGCCCAGGCGCGGAGUGGGCCGCGGCUUCAAGCGGCGGCCCAUGCGCGGCCGGGGAGCCGCGCCCACCAGGCGGCCUGUCCGCAGGGACCCGGUGAAGGGAAAGCGGCUGCCCAACAAGCGCAUGAUGCGCGGCAACCAGGAGCAAGGCCGAGACAACAUGUGCGUGUUCUUCUUGCAAGGAAAAUGCCAAAAGGGAGACGACUGCCCCUACUCCCAUGAGGUACACCAUCCUCGCAAGCUGGAGCUGUGCAAGUUCUACCUGAAUAACUGCUGUGCCAAGAAGGACAAGUGCCUCUACAUGCACAACGACUUCCCCUGCAAGUUCUACCACAUGGGGCUGAAGUGCUUUGCCGGGGACCGCUGUAAGUUCAGCCACGGACACCUCUCAGAGACCAUGCGCGCUGUCCUGCUGAAGGUCAGUGGAAAGCACUUGGAAACUGCACCCAAGGAAAUUUUGGGGGACUUUCCACGGUUGUCACGAGAAGGGGCCAAUGCGAUGAUGUUCAAGAAGAAUCGGAAGGGUGGAGACUCGAGGAAGAUCCCUUCGCUGUUCGAGAUAGAGGUGCCUCUGCCUGUGCAGCUUAUGGCUGAGGAGAAGUCCCGGCGAGAUUCCCCGAGCCUUCACGGGACGCCUGUGCCGUCGGACGAUGAAGAGCAAGACGGCUGCCAGACUCCCAUGCCAUCGUCACCCAAGUCCGACUCUGCCUUCUCGAACGCGGGCAAGGCAUACAAGUGGGACCAGGACGAUGCCUCGGACCAGUCCCGCAACCUGCACAUCGACGAGGAGGGCGAAGGGGGGGCGGAGCAAGAGCCCGAGGUGCUGCGGGCCGGCACACUGGAUGAGGAGGGCGGCGGAAAGUCUCGCCGGAGUUCCGAGAAGAAGUCGAAGAGAAAGCGCGACGGUUCCAGUCAGCAACCUGGGUCAUCUCGAGUUCGGAGUGGGGAUGAAUCUGGAGAGGAGGCAGAGCUGAGGAGAAUCCACAAGGAAGAGCGCCACUUGAAGAGGCGCUUGAAGGAGGAAUCGAAAAGGAAUGCCAGAGAGGAGAAGAGGCUGAGGAGGAGUCUGCGGGAGGAGCGCAGGAUGAGGAACGCGCUGGAGAAGGAGCGGGUCCGGGAGGGGGAAUUGGAGGAAGCGAGACUGGAGGACCCCGCUGUCAGCCGGUUGCAGGACGAGGCGCAGGCCAGGAGCAACAGUCCCUGGGAGGAGCCUGAGUUCAACUACGGCCAGGUGGAUUCCCGAAUCGGGGGCACUGCGGUGAAGCAGGAGCCGGACUCGAACUACGGCCGGGUGGAGUCCCAGUUCGGGGGCACCACGGUGAAGCAGGAGCCGGACUUCAACUACGGCCGGACGGAGCCCCAGUUUGGGAGUGCGGUGGUGAAGCAGGAGCCGGGCACCGAGCAGCUGUACUCCGGCUUGCUGGCGGACCAAGGAUCCGUGCAGUCCGAGGAUGACCAGGGAGCCGGCGGGUCCCCUGAUGCCGGGAAGGAUUUCCUUGAGCAAGAGUUCCUGCAAUCGCAGUUGUCCAUCAAGCAGGAGAUCCCAGCUUUGGACACAGCGGAGAGUGGCACGGACAGCGACGGGGCGAGUGUUCCCGUCCACCUGCCGAAGAAGCAGCGCGAGUUGUUCCUGAGGAUACAGCAGCAGCAGAGGGAGGCUGAGAGCUCACAAGACCAGAGCGAGGACAACGAGAAUAAGGAAGAGGAAGCGGAGGAAGAGAACUGGUACUCGAGCGAUGAGGAAGAGACGAGUCUCGCAGAUGUACUGAAGAACCUCUCCUCUCAGCAGCAAUGUUCGACUGCGCCGGCCCCAGCACGGGCGCCAAGUCUCCCGGCCACUUCUCCUGCACCGCUCGCCCCUGCGCUAGGGGGCCUCAACCUCGGAGACUUGUCCAAGAUCGACAUCAGCGAGUCGGUCACCAGGCUGCUGUCGAGCAUCCGGCACGCCUCCUCCGCUGCCGGCAGCUCUGCCACGCAGUCUCUCACCACCGCGACUGCGGCCGUGCCGUCGCACAACAGCGAAGCCCCUAGCUUGUCGUCGGACCCUGCGGCCCCGAGCGCACCAGAGCAGAAACUGAUCAGUCCCGAGCAGCCAACUGCCGCUCAGAGUGCAGUGCGAGACCCGCGCUUGCUGCGAGACCCUCGCAGCCGGUCCGCAGCGAGCAAGCCCCAGGGACUGCUGUCUCCCUCGUCGGCGGACGGGCGGCGGGCCGACCCACGCUCGACCAGGCCGACGGACGACCGGCCGCGCCGCAGCAGCGUGGUGGAGGCCCCCAACGUGUACGCCAACGCCAUCACCUCCCCGUCACAGACGCUGGGCGUCGGCUCGGCGGGGCGGGCGGACGUGGACCUGCGGAUGGCAGGCGACGUGGACUUGCGGGCGGCUCCCGCGGGCGACGUGGACCUCAGGCAGUCCUCCUCCUACGACUACGGGGACACGGACCUGCGCCUGUCGUCCGACGUGGACCUGCGGAAGGUGCUGGGGCUGCCGUUCAAGCCCGUGCCCAUGCACAUGCCCGCCACGGAGAUCGACGCGUCCCUCACCUCUCACCCGCCGAUCCCCUACAAGGUCACGACGGUCACCAUCCCCAGGCCGGACUACUCCAAGCUCAAGAUAAACCCUUCUGAUCCACAGGUGUUUCGAGAUCCCAGGCUAAGGAAGCUGUUCAAGCUACCUUCAUCCCCACCUCCCGCUGCGGCUACAUCCACCACGGUGUUAGCACCGACGCCUGCUGCACCGGUCAUCGCGACGUCUCGCGUGGACCCCCGGAGAGCCCGUGCCGCCACGCAGCAGCCCGUGCCGUGUCAGGACCCCAUGCAGCAGAUGCAGCAGAUGCAGCAACCACAGCCGCAGAUGAUGCAGCAGCAGCAGGUGCCGCCACAGCAGCUCCCUCCCGUCCAGCCGGACAUGUUCGUGCCCAUGCCCGCGCAGCCGCCCAUGAUGAUGCCGGGCAUGAUGCCGGACUCCAUGCUGCCCCGGCCGGGCCCCACGCCGGGCCUGCUAGGGGUCGCGCCGCCGGGCUUCCUGGGCGUCCCGCAGAUGGGCUUCUGCCCCCCUCCCACCCCGCGCUUCGAGGAGGACGACGACGACGAGAACGAGGGUGGCGACGCGGACGUGGACCUGCGCAGGAUGUACGGCUGGGAGCACCAGGGCAGGCCGGGCCCCAUGCGCGGCAACCGCCGCAGGUGGCGGGGCAACGCGAGCAACCGCCGCAGGCGAGCGGACCACUCCACCCCCGCCUAGUGCCACACCCCCACGCAUGAACUACUGGCAGACGUUCGCAGCACCUACCGAUCGUACCGAGGCAUGUGCAAUAUUCCAUGUAAAUAACUUUAAGUUAUACCAUGAUCAUAGUUUGUUAUAUCAGUGUGCGUUUAUACUUUUUUUUAUCGUUUUGUACAUUACGUAUGGGAAGAACCUUGUGCUUGCAAGGUUAAGUUGCUGGAACAGUGUCCCGACAUGUACACACGGUUGCCAUUGUGCCUUGCAACUGAGGAAAUACUUACUUUCACUUGUUAUUGACGGAUGUGUGUCUGAAAUAAUUUUAUUCAGAAAACUAUUAUGGUUGUAUUAUAAAGUAGUAUUUGAAUAAUUGUAAUUUUAUUUAAAAAAGUAGGUAUUGUUGUUGGAUGAUUACUGUUUAGGAGUUUUGUAUUUCCAGUGAUCACUUUGUACACGACUGAAAAUUUCGUAAUUGAAAAUGUACAGAGUGAUAUCUUAAAUAGAUUUUUUUUACUUUA
Molecule: messenger RNA, 5756 nt
Organism: Bacillus rossius redtenbacheri
Lineage: Eukaryota; Metazoa; Arthropoda; Insecta; Phasmatodea; Bacillidae
Gene: su(sable)
Product: protein suppressor of sable
Exons: 13
Coding region: 1264-5259 (1331 amino acids)
Biological process (GO): negative regulation of DNA-templated transcription
Cellular component (GO): nucleus
Molecular function (GO): RNA binding; metal ion binding
Source: RefSeq, a predicted model, not a curated record